AAGUACUUACUAAGUUAAACGCUGAGACCUGUAACUAAGCAUGAUUCAUAUAUUUUCCAAAAAUAAAAAAUAAAAUAAAUGGUGACAAAUGGCCAACACCAGAGGGCGAAAAUUAGCUUGUAUCUGAAUCCAUGAGGUGGCAUCUGGUGCACUUUGGCGCAUUGAUCACAGUUGGGAAAACUCUUAAAGCGCAAGCCUUCAUUAAGCAAAAUAAAAAAUAAAUCAAAUGAAAUUAGCAAUGUGUUUUAGAACUAUAAACUCGGAAAUGUUUUCUAAGUAUUUUUUAUCAAAUUUUAUGCCAGUCGCUAUACAGCAGCUAGGGUUUUUACUAUAAAUAUAGUCUACAUAAUCUCUGACGAAGUGCGCACUUUUCAGUAGAUUGUGUAUUUAUGAUUUUUGCACCAUGAUUUCAGGCCACGCCCAAAUGUCGCUCCAAGCUUUAGCGUUAUUCAGGCGCGCUGAGCGAGUAGCCAAUCAGCUCUCAGCUCCCUAACCUCUCUUACUUUAGCUUGAAUUGUUUACAUAUGACGCAUGUGAUUAAACCUGACAGAGGACAGACGAUCUGCACUGCCAUGGAUUACAGGGGUCAUUUUGUCAUCACCGCGCUGAUACAGGAUCAUUAAGACAUGCAAUUAAGGACACUGCAAAUUCUUGCAUGGUAUUUUCGGAGGGCAUCUCUACACUAAUUAACAAUGUUCGCACAGUUGGUGUUUUAUUCUUUAAACCUCCUGCAUAUUACUAAUUUAUGCUUGUGCCUAGAAAUCGAUUUUUGCGAACUCGUGCAACUUGGCAGUGCACCCGGUCAGAACGAGGAGAUAAAAACGGACAGCGACGUGGUUUUUAAAAUAAACGCCUUUAAACAGGUCUUCCAUCUGAACGUCGUACCCGACUCCAGUUUUCUCGCACCUGACGGCGCGUAUGAGAAUCACACAGCAAAAGUAUCCUCUCUGCGCAGCUGCUUCUACUCUGGGGAUGUGAACUCGGACCCUUCUUCCUCCGCGGCUCUCAGUGUGUGUGGAGGAGUGCGCGGCGCGUUUUUUUAUAGCGGUAUGGAAUACGAUUUCCAGGUUAGAGGAAAUGAGACCGAUGAUGGAUUCCCAUCCAGCGCUGGAAUGACCCACAUUAUACGCCGCCGGACUGCCCGUAACAUCACUUCGAGAUGCGGAGUGACAUCUGGAAUGAACCGAGGCUCUGCAGAAUCGCUGCAAAUGCGCGAGCGCGUAAAAGCGCACGCAGAAAUUCACACCGAGACUGAUGUGAAAGGCACAAACCGGGCGAAGAGGUUCGUUUCUCUGCCCAGGUAUGUGGAAGUGUUGAUUGUAGCUGAUGAGUCCAUGGCCAAAUUCCACGGGGAUGACCUAAAACAUUACAUUUUGACUCUCAUGGCUGUUGCCGCUAAGCUUUACCGGCAUCCCAGCAUUAUGAAUCUCAUCAAUAUUGUAGUAGUGGAUACGAUGGUGAUUUAUGAGGAUGAGGAGGAGGAUGGACCCAAGAUCUCCAGCAAUGCUGCUCUCACACUGCGCAACUUCUGCACCUGGCAGAGAAGGUUGAACAAGGCGAAUGACAAGCACCCUGGGUACUGGGACACUGCUAUUCUGUUCACGAAGCAGGACUUGUGUGGGGCUACCACCUGUGACACUCUGGGCAUGGCUGAUGUUGGAACCAUGUGUGAUCCCAAAAGAAGUUGUUCUGUUAUUGAGGAUGAUGGUCUACCCUCAGCCUUUACCACAGCACAUGAGUUAGGCCAUGUCCUCAAUAUGCCACAUGACAAUGUAAAGGCCUGUGAGAUAUUUGGGAAAAUAAAGGACAACCACAUGAUGUCCCCUACCCUCAUCCAGAUUGAUCGCAACAGUCCCUGGUCCAGCUGCAGUGCAUCCAUUCUGACCAGUUUCCUGGAUGCCGGCCAUGGUGAUUGUCUACUGGACAAGCCCCAAAAGCUGCUUGCGUUACCAGAUGAUCCUCCGGGAACUGCCUACAGCCUUAUCCGCCAAUGUGAGUUGGCAUUUGGUUCAGGGUCCAGACCCUGCCCGUACAUGCAACCCUGCUCAAAGCUAUGGUGCACAGGCAAGACCAGGGGGCAGCUGGUGUGCCAGACUCGCCACUUUCCCUGGGCUGAUGGCACCAGCUGUGGCAACAACAAGAUCUGCUACAGAGCUGCUUGCACUAAUAGGAGCACCACCAUGAAACCCACGGUAGAUGGACAGUGGGCUAAAUGGGGAGCGUACGGUUCUUGUUCUCGAACGUGUGGAGGAGGAGUUCAGCUGGCAAAAAGGGAGUGCAGCAGCCCUGUUCCAGAAAACGGGGGCAAAUACUGCCAAGGCCUGCGUGUAAAAUAUCGCUCCUGCAAUCUGGAGCCAUGCAAAUAUUCAGGCAAAAGUUUUCGUGAGGAGCAAUGCGAGUCCUUCAAUAACUUCAGCCUCAACACCAGCCGACUCGGACCCUCUGUGAUGUGGGUCCCUAAAUACUCCGGUAUUUCUCCAAAAGACCGAUGCAAGCUUAUCUGCAGAGCCAGUGGCACAGGAUACUUUUAUGUUCUUGCUCCAAAGGUCGUGGAUGGAACACUUUGCUCCCCAGAUACUUCGGCAGUCUGUGUUCAAGGGAAGUGCAUUAAAGCCGGCUGUGAUGGAAAGCUGAGUUCCAGCUUAAAGUAUGACAAGUGUGGAGUGUGUGGAGGGAACAACCAGAACUGCCAAAAAUUCUCCGGAGUGUUCACCAAACCUGUAAAUGGAUAUAACUUUGUGAUCACCCUACCAACCGGCGCUUCAAAUAUAGACAUCAGGCAACGUGGCUACCGCGGAAUGGUCAACGACGACAACUACUUAGCCGUCAAGAACAUUCACGGUCAGUAUCUUCUCAACGGCAAUUAUGUUGUGUCUACUGUUGGGCGGCACAUCAUUGUAAACGGCACUACGCUACGCUACAGUGGAACCUCCACAGCUGUAGAGAAGCUGCAGACGAUGAGACCUCUCCAGGAGCCUCUGACAAUAGAGGUGCUGUCUGUGGGGAAAAUGACACCUCCCCGUGUGCGCUAUUCAUACUACCUGACCAAGGUGAAGGAGGGGAAGAUUCUGAAGAAAGAGGACACGAAGCAUGUACAGAACAGCAUUCUGGUAGACACCAACAAAGUGCAACUAAAAAAGCUAGCCUAUCAGAAACCUUCCAGCAGUUGGGUUACCAGUGACUGGGAAGAAUGUUCUGUAAGCUGUGGCAAUGGAUUUCAGAAAAGACUUGUCCAGUGUCUGGAUUCAAAUGGGAAAGCAACUGCAUAUUGUGACAGCAGUCAAAAGCCUAGUUCUCAGAAGGUGUGUGGUGACCCUUGUCCUAUGUGGCGUAUCGGCGAGUGGUCUUCUUGCUCCAAAAGCUGUGGGAAAGGUUUCAAGAAAAGGGCUCUACACUGUAUCACUCAAACCGGGCUCCUCCUAGCAAGAGACCGCUGCUCAAGCAAGAGGAAGCCCCAGGAACUGGAUUUCUGUACUGUUCAAACUUGCUAGAGACUUGUUAAGACUUGCUAGAACUCCUUCAGGCGUUGUGGACAUGGUCCAUAGCACUGUUAUUUUUUUUUUUUUCAGUUUAAACAAACCUCUUGAUUUACGUUUGCUGUCACUUGGGUUUCUCAUGGUUCCUCACCUGUGUACCAUGAUUCGACAUGAGAUAGUGAUAGUGACUGGAGAGACUGCAGACAUACAUGUUUGGAGAGGCUGAGGUGAAAACGUUUGCAUUUUUGUGAUGAUUUGAAGUCAUACAUAACCUACCUCUAAAAGACACUGACCCAUGAUUUGUUAUAUGAUCAUAACUUUCAUUUUCAUAUGGUGACAAAUACAAUUCAUUUACAGACAAAACGUUCGACAGAUCAGAGAAACUUAUCUCAUUUAUACAACUAAGCAGCUGAGGGUUAAAGGCCUUUCUAAAGGGCCUAGCAGUGGCAGCUUGGUGGUCCUGAGAUUUGAACUCACAACCUUCCAAUCUGUCAGCCAACAUCUUAACCAUCGCAAUGCUCUUGUUCUACAAAAUAUCCUGUGAGUGGUUUCAUUUGUUGACGCUGCCUUUAUACGGCACUCAAUGAUUUCUAGUAUAACUACAUUCCUAAUGAAACAGCCACACAGUUAAAACCACACAGGCGAAAACGAUUUGUCAGAAAAUAUUUGUCAUUUUUUUAUUUUUAAGCUCUAGUGUACGUAAGCUAAAUUUAAUUGUAGCCAUUUGUAAUGCGUUAAACACUGUUUUUCCCAUCAGUGUGAUUAUUUUAUCCCUAUGGUUACCCUCUAGCUCCAAACAUCAUCCUGUUCCCCAUGUCCCUUCAAAGUAACACACACUUAUGUGUACUGGUUUUAUUCUCUGCUGUAUCUGAGGCAAGUCAAGUUAGACAAGACUUAAACAUCUAUUGCUUUAUAUGAUUGUAGUUAGGAAGGGUUAGGAAACUUUUUCUUUUCUUUUCUUUUUUUUUUUACUAAAAGUUCAUUCUGAAGAUGUAUGUCGUAUCUUUCGCUGUAGUAAGAAGCACUUAUAUUUUGUUACCAGUUUCCAUUGUAUACUGUGUAUACAUUAUCUUAACUGUGCAUAAAUAAACAUUUAUGCAUGUUUUUUAAUGAAUUAUUGUACAUACUUCAUACUUUUUUUUUUUAAAACAAAGCAUAUAGAAUAGAAAAUGGCGUUUCCAAGCAACAGGGAGCAGAAGGUUAGAUCAUUUUGUCAGUGUGAUAGAGUUGAAAAUUACUAGUGCUUCCACUGCACACUGUAAUCCUGCUGAUACAACUGUUCUGUCUCCUCGGGAAAAAAACAAAGCCACUGCCUACCACAUGCCGAAUAAUCCUUUUCUAUUGUCAAGGAGAACGAGACCCACGCACACAUAUCAGACGUCUAACUGCACAUGUUUUAUACAUGCUUACUUUGUAGGUUUAUGCUUUUUUUUUAAAGAGAAAUAUUGAAAGGAAUCUUUUAUAACAAGACAUAGCGAUUUUAUAUCUGGCAAAGAAUGUUAUAUGGCGUUAUCUUAUGAUCCAGCUGAUCUGGAAACAGAUUUCUUUUAUAUUGAAGUCUGUAUUUGUGUAAGAUAAGUAAGAUACAGUGAGCUCUUAAGGGAAAAUAAUGAUGGAGUAGUGUGGCUCAGUUUUAAGGGUUACUGUUGAUUAUUUCACAGCAUGUGAUUUAUUCCUGUCAUACCAUUAUGAGUUUGAUUUUGAUAUGGCCAAAAGUAUGACCAUCACACCCAUAUCACUGCUCUUCCCCAAAGUUAGAAGCACAUGACUGUGUAUAAGACGUCUAUCUAUGCUGCAGCGUCAAAAUGACCCUUCACUGGAAUUAAGAUGCCCAAACCUGUUCCAGUCCACCUUUGUGCUGAACUGGAACACUGACUGCACCCCAGGAAUCUUCACCCAAAAUCAGGGCCUGAUCUCACUAAUGCUCUUGUAGACGCAUGAAUAAAAAAAUCCUGACAUUCACAAUACAACAUCUUCAACAAGCACAUCUGGGUGAGAUGGUCAGGUGUCCAUAAACAUUUGGUGAUAUGGUGUAGAUCCAUUCAGUGUUAGUUGUUAUAGCAGCUAUAAAGUCGUUAUCUCUCUUCAGUUAUCCUUUUUUAAAGUUGGAUAACUGAAUAAUAAACUGGAGAGUUUAUUUCUUUACGCUAGGGGGGAAACGAAAGAGAAAAUGCACUCCCUCAAAACUUAUAACCUGUGAUGCCUUUCAUUUCAUACAAAAGCCUGUGGAGGGCCAGCCACAAUACGUAAGAGGAGAUGCUUCCCCAUGUUUCAGCCUUUGUAAAGCAGAUGACUGCUUUCCUUUUCAAACAGCCGUCACAUGGCCUUUAACCCUGCUGGCUAAAUAUUUUCCGCGGCUUUGGGUCUUUUGUGCCCUUCAACUGGCAAAUCCCACCAUUUGGCAUUGCAAACAUCCAUGAAAAUCUUUAUGAUCAGCGUUUCAGAGGAUAAUGUCACCUGAAGGCCAUAUUUAGUGGCUUCAAUAGCGGACUGAAAUUUGCUACUAAAGAGCAUUACAAAAUAAAUUCUGUGAGUUUGGAUCUUUCGAAAAAUUUAGACCACUGUCAACAAAACAUUUCUACAAUUUCUUUGUAAAAAGAAAUGGUCAUCUCUUUAUGUGUGGGGAUGUGAAGAAAAAACUGUGUACAAAGGAGUUACUUCAUUAUCAUUUUAAAAGGCUUAGGCUCCUGAAUGAUUAUUAUUUUUAAUGUCCAGACAAUAUUUAAAAACAAAGCCUUUAGUCUUCGAGAGCAGCAGUGUAGUCAAAAUGGUUGGUUUUCAGCUUCUCCUUAUCCCGUAAUUCUUUGUUUGGACCACCCAUGAAUUCAAAAGUCAAGCAUGACAGCAACCUACUAUUGUUUUAGUGAUAGCACAGAAGAAAGAUUCCCUUUAUCUUGUGUGGUGGCACCAUGUGAGGUGCAGCUUUCUGAAAGGUCUUUCAGGGCUCAGGCUUAAGUAAUAGACAAGCUCGGUUAGAAGGGGUCAGUUCUGUUAGAAGGAUCUCACAUAAUAACCAGGACCUAUAAACUCUGCAGGAGACGGAGAGAAAAUAAAGGCGACAACAUCAAGAUCUUUGCAUUCAAGGAUAUGACCGGGUUUCAUUUAAACCUCAGCUUCAUUAAAAGUUAUUUAUCUGCCUAAAAUAGUGAACUGACUUUAAAUGGGCUUUAAAUGAAAUUUGUGAAGGUCUCUGUACAAAAAUCCUCGCUUACAAAAGUCAUUAUAAGCAACUAGCAUUAAUGACUGGACGCAACAGUUACUUUUAACGUUAAACAUUCACAUAUGGAUAAGAAUAAGCUCAUAUGAAGUGGUUUGGUUUGCUCCUUUGACUUUGCGUGGAGAAAUUGGAGGGGAAAGUAAACACACACGGCGCCUCUAGAAAGUCUUACCCUAUGCUCCAAUUUUUCUUGUAGCUGUUCAACAACAGCAAUUUUAAGUAUAUCAGAAUGGGAUCUCUUUUCAGCUCCAUUUAAAGUUCAGCUCGCUACAGAAAUAAAUGUAAAUAAAUGUCCUCAGAAUUAUAUGUAAAAAAAAAUCUAAAAAAUCAAAAGAUAUUCAGAAUGAAUUGUCCUUUUGCAGAAAUAUUAUUACAAUAAAUAAUACAAUUAUUUACAAUAAAUGAUGUAAAGAAAUAAUGCCUCUCUACCAAAUUUAGAAUUUGGCAUUUUCUGUCAAAUUAAAUGGACAGUGUUGGUGGUCAUGCCACUGAUAUUCAAUUACAUUUAAGUCUGGGCUUUGACUCAGCCUUUCAUUUAUUCAAGCCAUUAUUUUCCAGGUUUUUUUUUUUCUCCAUUUUCUCCCUAAAUCCAGAGUUUCUCCCUAAAUCCAGUCCACAACUUGCUUAUAUAUGGCUCCAUGAGUGUUGCUUUUGAUAGCAACAAACUUUCCAAAACACUUCAACACACUACCCCUGUACCCUUAUCUGAUGUUCCUACCAAUAACCUUUUAUUUCAUUAACGAUUACUAUUAAAAAACACUUUGUUUAGCUUAUUUAAAGUGUAGUAUGAAAUCUCCUUAAAAUAUAUAUAUAUAUAUAGCCUUCAUGUCUGUCCUAAUUUCUCCCAUCACUAUGCUUAUUUAAAAAUAUUUCCUGUUAUUACAAAGUUUCACUUCUUAGGGGAAAAAACAAGUAUUCCCCUAAAUGUUUUGCUUGUGUAGAGCUCAAUUUUUAUUAUUAUUUUGGGACGUGGUAGCCUAGUGGUUAAAGCUUGGACUAGUGAUGGGAAGGUUGUGAGAUCAGAUUCCAGGUCCACCAAGCUGCCACUACUGGGCGCCUAAGCAAGGCCCUUAACCCUCAAUUGCUCAGUUGUAUAAAAUAAGAUAAAAAUGUAAGUCGCUCUGGAUAAAGACAUCUGCCAAAUGCCAGAAAUGUAAUGUAAUUUUCAUGUUUUAUGCCUCAGGGUUUUGUUAGGAAUAGUGUUACUUGGGAGUUAUUUGUUUUGUGCCAAACAUUGCUUUGUCUUUAAACCAAAUUGCUUGACAUGACUCUCAUCAGACCACAAACUCUUUCUCAAAAGCUUCCUUCAGUCCUUUCUCUGACUUUAGACGGUAGGGCGAAAACUUUUUAUCAUGCAGGUUUACAGACUUUUUUUUAAAAUAAUUGCUUUAAAUACUUUAUUUAACUUCAUUUAUGUAGAUCGCAACUUUAAAAUAAGCUGGAAAUAUUUCCAUUCUUAUAUGCUUAAGUCUGAUGCCUAAUACGCUAAAAGGUGCAACACAGUAAAAUGAGAAUGAACCCCUUUAGGGGAUGAAUACUUUCUGGAGUACUUCUCUGUUCGAUUGUUUUAAACAUUCUGUUCUUCUUGUCAACUUUCUCAUCAACCAAACCACGUCAGCACUUCACUAAUCAGACUUGAGAGGGUAAGUGAAAUUAAAAACCCCAUGAAAAUCUGCCUUCAGGUAAAUACAUUACAUGACUGUAUGGGAUUGACAAAGGUCUUUUGCAAAAAGCUGUGUUGGUUCAUGUCUAAAUCCCAGAAACAUUUGAAAGAUAUUCGAUCUGGCACCAACAACCACGCGACAGUCCUUGAGCUCCUCAUUCUGAUGUUUGAACUGAACAUAAACUGAAGCAGGAGGGUUCCUAGUUACAGUCUGCUCCAUAGUUGGAUUGCAGCUACCAGGCUUUAUUUGUCACAUAUACAUUACUGCAGAGUGAAAUUCCUCCCGUCCUAGGAGGGUUGGGGUCAGAGCGCAGGGUCAGCCAUGACGGAGCGACCCUGGAGCAGUGGGGGGGUUGAGGGCCUUGCUCAAGAGCCCAAUGGUGGUAGCUGGGCAGUGCUGGGGCUUUAACCCUGAUCUUCCGAUCAACAACCCAGAGCCUUAACCACUUGAGCUGCCAUUGUAGAGAAGGACAACAUGAGCUUCAUCCUAAUUUGCCACAGUUUGACCUAGACUGAUUGGUCUUUUCACCCUACUUGUUGUGCAGUGCCAAGCCUCUGAAUACAGAGCACCGCAAAUCGGUUUUUUUUUUUACAAAGAUGUGUUCUGGCAGAGUUUCCAAGUAAUUUGCUGGAGGAAAGUAAUAAAAGCCCCACUGGAUUUCACUCUUCAACUGAUAAUGGGAUUACUGUCCAAAAGAGCCUCAUUGUGACGUUGUUGGAACAAACAGUCAUUGAAGGGUAAAUGCACAGUGACAGACAUGCAUUCAGUGCUCCACAAAAGCUUGCGGAAAUUAAUAUCAAAUUAGCAGCACUAUGGGAGGGUAAAUAAAACUAGCAGCCCUUGAGUAAAUACAGUAGAUAGCAAAAGCUGUUAUAGUUCAACCAUCACUUGAGGAUGAAAUACACCAUGCUUUAUUUAAUAAUUCAGUUAAUGUUGAAUUCAAACAUCAGAAUAAGGAUCUCAGGGACUUUUGUGUGGUUGUUGGUUCCAGACAGGACAGUCUGAAAAUCUUAUUUUUAUGCACAUGAACCAAACGGCUUUUUAAAUC
Messenger RNA from Hemibagrus wyckioides, 9405 nucleotides. RefSeq names its product A disintegrin and metalloproteinase with thrombospondin motifs 15 (gene adamts15b). Lineage: Eukaryota; Metazoa; Chordata; Actinopteri; Siluriformes; Bagridae. The transcript is spliced from 8 exons. Gene Ontology annotation, molecular function: metalloendopeptidase activity; zinc ion binding. The record is from RefSeq and is a predicted model, not a curated record. Gene Ontology annotation, biological process: extracellular matrix organization; proteolysis. Bases 693 to 3491 code for a protein of 932 amino acids.